AUGAAUCCGCCCCGGAGAGAGAGCCGACGGCACUCGAACCCGACAACCAUUGAUGGGGUAGCCAAAGCAGAGCUCAAUGCUGAGCUCGGAGAUGUCCUAGCCGAUCAGGAGAAAAUAGCAUCGCCCUCGUUCGGCGAAUACCAGCAACCGAACGAGAUCGAAUAUCUUUAUUUAACCUUUGAGACCCCAUUGCCACACCCCGUGGGUAUUGCUUCUCCGCAGCCUGGGCAAGCGGCUCCACCCCCAUGUCCCGACCUCACCAAAUAUGCCUCCCCAUUUCUAUGGUCCGAGUCUCGCAAAACCGUCGUCACCAUGAUCUCCUGCGGCGUGACAGCGAUGUCUGCGUACGCUGCAGGAGAAUACACUCCGCCGUCGGAUGAGUUGACCCGCAAAUGGGGUAUCAGUAAGGUAGUCUACAACCUCGGUAUCACGCUAUUCACCCUAGGGUUUGGCAUUGCUCCCAUGGUGCUGGCACCUUUUUCGGAGAUCAAUGGAAGACGAAGUAUCUUCAUACUGAGUGGCUUAGUUUUUACCGUGUGCCUGAUUGGAUGCGGAGCUACAGACUCCUUUGCCGGCCUUCUAGUCGCGAGAUUCUUCCUGGGCAUCGGCGGAUCGACCUUCUCGACAAUGGUUGGCGGAGUGCUAAGUGAUAUUUACCAUGCCGAGGACCGAAAUGCUCCCAUGUCAUGUUUCUCAGGAGCUGUAUUGUUUGCAACCGGCCUGGGGCCCCUCGUGACGGGAUUCAUCAACAACCGUGCCGGUUGGCGCUGGAUUUACUACUCCCAAGCAAUUGCCGCAGCUGGCUUUCUUGCCAUCAUUUUCUUUUUCCUGAAAGAGACUCGGGGGAGUGUGCUCGUCAGUCGAAAGGCGAAAGCUCUCAACAAAUACUAUGAAGCGCUGGAGAAUGCUGGAUACUAUGGUGUCGUAUUCAGCGCCGAUGACUCAACGGAAAAGCAGGAGGUGAAACGCAUCCGAUGGAAGGUCAAGAGCGACGAAGAACGUGAGAGUCUGGCAAAGAUGAUUUCGAUUUCAUGCUAUCGACCUUUUCAUCUAUUGGUGACGGAGCCGGUGGUGUUCUUCUUCUCGGCAUAUGUCUCUUUCAGCUGGGGUGUUUUGUAUCUCCAGUUCAGCUCAAUCCCUCUAGUGUUCCGCACCAACCAUAACUUCAACAUGGAACAGUAUGGGGCUGUGUUCUCUGCGGUGUCCAUUGGAGCUUUGCUUGCAACCGUUCUUAGUAUCUACCAAGAGAAAUUCGCCAUGCGGAUUGGUAAAAUGUCGAGCACCCCGGAAGGCCGACUUCUUUUCGCUUGUGUCGAGUCCGUCCUGAUGCCAAUCGGCCUAUUCUGGUUUGGCUGGACUUCUUUUCCGUCUGUGCCGUGGAUUGUGCCGACCAUUGCGGUUGGGUGUGCUACUAUGGGGAUCUUUUCGAUCUACUUGGCCACAUUCAAUUACCUUGCCGACACUUACCACCGGUAUGCGAGCUCUGCCAUUGCGGCGCAGUCUUUCUGCCGGAAUGUUCUAGCGGGAGUCUUUCCUUUGGUGGCCGAGCAAAUGUUUCGAAAUCUUGGAUAUCCCGGUGCCUCGAGUCUCCUGGGUGGGAUUGUGAGAGAAUUGAAGAACCCUUGA
Messenger RNA from Aspergillus terreus NIH2624, 1626 nucleotides. Its product is annotated as MFS transporter. NCBI's taxonomy places the organism in Eukaryota, Fungi, Ascomycota, Eurotiomycetes, Eurotiales, Aspergillaceae. Gene Ontology annotation, molecular function: transmembrane transporter activity. The coding region runs from base 1 to 1626 and encodes 541 amino acids. Gene Ontology annotation, biological process: transmembrane transport. The record is from RefSeq and is a predicted model, not a curated record. The transcript has 5 exons.